Molecule: messenger RNA, 1270 nt
Organism: Pisolithus orientalis
Lineage: Eukaryota; Fungi; Basidiomycota; Agaricomycetes; Boletales; Pisolithaceae
Product: chaperonin 10-like protein
Exons: 9
Coding region: 28-1092 (354 amino acids)
Source: RefSeq, a predicted model, not a curated record
ACAUCUAACCCUACAUUUCGCUUUACCAUGCACUCCUAUACCCGCCCCGAUGCGACCACCCCUGUCAAGAUCCCACAGACACAAACAGCUGCCGUGGUGCCCGUACUGGGAGCAAAGCCAGAAAUCCGCAAUGAUGUCCCCGUGAGGCAACCUUCGCAGCUUGCUCCUGGAGAGUGCCUCGUAAAGAUCAUCUGCACAGGCGUCUGCCACACAGACCUGCACGCAUGCCGCGGUGAUUGGCCAAUUAAGCCUGUGACGCCGCUCAUAGGAGGCCACGAAGGAGUUGGCACCAUCGUUGCGAUUGGCGCCCAUACCAAGGACUCUCCAGUAAAAGUUGGUCAGCGCGUAGGAAUCAAAUGGCUGGCCAAUUCGUGCCUUAACUGCGAGCAGUGUCGCACCGGACUUGAGCAAUGUUGUCGCCAGGCAAAAUGCAGUGGUCUAACGGUUGACGGGACCUUCUCUCAAUACGCGGUAUCUUGGGUUCAACAUGUUACUCCGAUUCCCGAGCCCCUUGACAGCCAGGCCGCAGCGUCCAUCCUUUGCGCUUGUACCGAGCCCUCAAGUACAGCUGGUGCCAGGAUUGGCAACUGGGUUGUCCUUCCAGGGGCAGGUGGUGGAUUGGGCCACCUCGCGGUGCAGUACGCAGUCGCCAUGGGUAUGCGUGUCGUUGCAAUUGACACUGGUGCUGAAAAGAAGAAUUUGUGCAUGACACUUGGAGCCGAAAAGUGGAUUGACUUCAAAGAGACGCAGGAUAUCGUAGGGGCGCAUUGCGCCGUCGUGACAACUGCCACGAGCGCCGGCUAUGCACAAGCUAUUGACUACUUGCGACCUGGAGGCUCCUUGAUGGCAGUGGGACUUCCUGGGUGUGCGAAGCUUGAAAGCUCUAUUUUCUGGACGGUGGUGAAGAACAUCUCGAUAUUAGGCUCGUAUGUCGGGAACAGGCAGGAUGCGGUUGAAGCACUCGAAAUCGCAGCAGCAGGUAAAGUUGUGGUGAAGUACCAGUUGAGAAGUCUUUCGCAGUUGGAGGAAGUCUAUGAUGGCUUGGCGGAGGGAAAAAUCGCUGGAAGAAUUGUUUUGGAAGUGACCCAGUGAAUCCGAAGCAUGAGUGGGGCCCAACGUUGUAACUGUAUUUCUGAAUGUUUCCAAAUGUCUCCUGCCUCCUGUACUCGAGAUCGUCGUUAUGAGCCGCAUCGACUGCAUUCCACUCCGGCUUGAAACAUUCUCUACUGUAUCCUGGAUAAGAACGAGGAAUGGAGCAGGUCUGACUUGU